Molecule: messenger RNA, 159 nt
Organism: Coprinopsis cinerea okayama7#130
Lineage: Eukaryota; Fungi; Basidiomycota; Agaricomycetes; Agaricales; Psathyrellaceae
Exons: 1
Coding region: 1-159 (52 amino acids)
Source: RefSeq, a predicted model, not a curated record
AUGAGGGAUGUCACCGUGAGUUCUGCUAAGCGCAUCAAGCCUGAACGGGCAGCAGCCGUGGUGAAGGCCCUUUCGAUACAACCACCACAAUCCCCGCGACUCGUCCCCGCCGCCGUCAUCGUCGUCCCCGUUCUGCUCGUCAUUCUCGUCGUCGUCUAA